Molecule: messenger RNA, 1734 nt
Organism: Rotaria socialis
Lineage: Eukaryota; Metazoa; Rotifera; Eurotatoria; Philodinida; Philodinidae
Source: the annotation of a GenBank genome assembly
AUGAGUUCAUCAAAUAAUGCCUAUGCCAAAGCUACAGCGCUAGAAGUAAUCAAAAAUUUUCGUGUCCCAGAAUUACAGACAGUACUCGACUGCGGUAAUGUACCUCGUCAUGGUCAGAAACGGGAUUUACUUCAACGUUGUAAAUUACUCAUUUCAUCAAGUUUUACCCCACAAUUAGCGAAUAAAAUUCAACAAAUAAAUAGAACUCGAGCACGUUCAUCUCGAUCAAAUCAUGUAUCAUCUUCAACAUCGUCAUCAAAAAAUCCCAUAGUUUUACCCAAAACUCCACCCAUUGAAGUUUUACCUCAAUCCAAUAGUAUACAAUUUAUUAGUUUACCUUUCUUUGAAAAAAUGCGCAGCAUUGAAUCGUCAAAUAUGCCUGUCGAUUGGCAUACAUUUACUCCAUUAAGAUUUGUUUUAAAUGAUACCGAUAUUGAGUUAAUAAGAAAAAAUAUAGCAAAAGUUUUUCUUCGUAUUGCACCAACAACAAUGCAUGAAAGACAUAACGAUGUUUCGCCACCUUAUUUAUUUGUUCAAUGCAAUAAUCAAGCAGUAAUUAAUAAUAAUGUAUCGAAACAAGUUGGUUCACAAGCACAUUCAAUAUCAUUUCCAACUGAUUUAACAGAUAAAAUUAUACUUAAAGCAAACACAAGCAAUACAUUAACUUUUCUUUGGUUACAAUCCCCUACUUCGAUGUCAUUUAAAAAUUUACCAAAAUCGUAUACAUUAGCGAUACAACUAGUUCAUUGUGUCUCACUUGAUACUCUAUUGGAAAUAAUACUCAAACGAGAACCAUAUUCAAACAAAAACGAUAACGAUAAUGAUAGCGAUAUUGAAAUUGAAGAUUUAGGUUUAAUGACGACACAACAGCGAGUUUCGUUAAUUUGUCCAAUAACACAAUCAUUAAUUGCUCUACCAGCUAAAUCAUCGUACUGUUCACAUUUAACAUGUUUCGAUUUAAAAUCGUUUUUAUUAAUGAAUGAAAAACGACUUCAAUGGGCAUGUCCAUUAUGUAAAAAAUCAGCUUCAUUUGAAUCAUUACGUAUUGAUCAACGUUUAAAAUCUAUUCUAUCGAAUGUGCCAGCAAAUUGCUCAACAGUAGAAAUUGAUUCAUCAAUUGAUUGCCAAUAUAUAUUAGAUACUGUUAAACAAGAAAAAGUCGAAUUUACUGAAACAACACAUGAAAAUCAAAAUAGUGAAGAGGAAUCAAUCAACAAUUAUACCUCUAAAUCUCGCCAUCAAUCUGAUGAAAGUGAUUGCAUAGUUCUUUCGUCGGGUAGCGAAAGUGAAGAUGAAGAUAACAACAACAAUGACGACGAUAUAAAUAAUUCGUCUUCACCUGCAACUCCUAUACUUAAUCAAAAUGAUGAUAUCGAUGAUAGAUUUAGUAAUAAAGUGAAUGAUAAUACUAGUCAAUUGUCUCGUAAUUCGCAUUCAACAGUAUCUCCAAUUCUAUCAACUGUCGAUGAUACGAACUUUUGGGAAGAUAUAGCUCAAAUAACAUAUGAUCUAUCACCAGAUGGUAAUAAUGCGCAACUUGCAAAUCGAAAGCGAAGUAACAGUUCAACAUCAUCGGUUCUAUCAUCAUGUUAUUCGUCCUCAAAAUCACAAGAUGGUCCUCGUCUUAGAAAACGAAAUAAACGACCAUCGAAUGUUAAAUCCCGAACAACGGAUAUUGAAGUUAUAACACUUUCGUCUAAUGACAGUAGUGAUAAUGGUGAUCAAUCGUCAUGA